Molecule: messenger RNA, 849 nt
Organism: Episyrphus balteatus (marmalade hoverfly)
Lineage: Eukaryota; Metazoa; Arthropoda; Insecta; Diptera; Syrphidae
Exons: 2
Coding region: 1-849 (282 amino acids)
Source: RefSeq, a predicted model, not a curated record
AUGCGAUCGGCUACGAUAUUAUUUUGUUUUUACGUGAUUUUUCAAAUUGCACCCACAAACCAACGAAUAGUCGACGAGGAUUCUCUAAAUUUAACCAUAGAUGGCGACACAAGCAGUACAAAGAAAAACGGCUAUGAAAAUAUAAAAACUGUUACAUACCAUCGGGCGUCAACACCAAUACGAAUUUUGGAAUGCAUAACGAAGUUUUCAAUUCUACGAUGUUCGAAACUUUUUGUAUUGCAAAAAAUGGAAGGACGACAGAAUUAUCCUCGCAGUGGAAAUCUGACAAAAGACUUUCUUGAUCAGUUUUUUGGGGGAGAUGAUGAAGAAUUGGGUAUGGAAAGUUUGAUUGAGGGUAAAAUCGCGGAGAUACCCGAUGGAGAGCUAACUCAACGAGUGAUUUUGAAUUUUAAAAGAUUUUUUAAAAAUCGUAAUAUUCAGUUGCAUUUUUUGCCAGGAGUUAAAGUGCAAAUUGUGCCGAGCAAAGAGAAUAAAAUUAAAGUGUCCUUGAAAAGGAAUAAACGAAGACACCUUCAAGACAUCGUUUCGGGACGUUCAAAAGGCGAUAGGAAGAAAAUCAAAAGGAAGAAUAAAAAUAAAAGUAAACAUUCCUACAAGGAUUUAAUGAUUCAAAUGGCAGUUCCGGUUAUGGUGAUGCCAGCAGUACUUUUGGGAUCAUUUUUGCCAUUUAUUUUACCAGCCAUAAAAAUGGCAACAUUUAUGUCAACAAUUAUGAAUAAUAGUGCGUUUUUGGCUGCACUUCUUUAUGCAGCAAGGACGCAUGUUAUGAACAGUGAUAAUAAUGAAGCACAGCAGGUUACGUAUUCUGCGCAUGGAGGAUUUCACUAG